AAUUUUCUCAUUUCAUUCAAGCCAACGCAGCGAUCGGAGGCGUGCGGUAGUAAAGUCAAGUCUGUUCAGUUCGUCGAAAAAAAUGGAAAUUUGCGAGGAAAGCGGAUUUUUCCACGAAGAUUUUUCAAAGUUUCGCAGCGAUAUCAGUGAUAGUGAUAUUCGGGCGUUUUCCCAGCUGGAGAAUGACGAACAACGCGUUCGAUUUGUCCACCAGAUAGUUGAAGAUCGUUACGGUGGGAAACUGUGGAAUCCUGUGCGUGAAAUUGGCAUUGGCAAAAGCCUGUCCAAGGCCCUGGAUGCCAAGGAGCGGGGAAAUAGUGCGUUUCAGUACGAAAAAUGGCAAGAAUCGUUACGGUGCUACAAUGACGCGUGUUUGCUGCUGCCAUCGAAAAAUGACUUGGAGAAAGCCUUUAUUCUGGCCAACCGAUCAGCCGCUUUAUUUCAUCUCAACAAGUUUGACCUGGCCCUAUGUGAUAUCGAACUAUCCAUUCAGCUAAACUAUCCCGAAAACAUGCGAUACAAGCUUAUGGAACGUAAAGCCCAAUGUUUUGCAGCACUGAAAGAUCUUCCAUCGGCCCUAAAGUACUACAGAGAAACAUUCACCGCUUUACACGUGAGCAACCUCGGAGGAGAAAUGCUUGAAAAACUGAUGAAGGAAACGCACAAGAUGAUUGUCAGCUUGGAUGUGCACAUUGCCGAUGUUAAGAAGUAUCUCUGGGCACCAUGCUUUUGAAUGUGGGUUUUUGUCGUUUCUGAGGAAUUCCGGAGCAAAUGUAGUUUCCAUGCUGGCGCUGAGGAUAGUGUCUCAAAAAUCGGAGAAAUAUUUCUAUGAACUGCAGGAUGAGUUGGACAAUCUACAAAAUGAUUUUGUGGAUAGCUUGUUAUUUGACGAUUAUCGUAAAGUUUAUAAUUUUGUAACACACGGUCAACAAAGGAAUGCUGAAGAUUACUUGAAAUGGACGGUAAUGUCAGUAUUACUCAACACAGUUUUAGUUGCUGCGGGUUUUAGUAUAUCCGGAUCACUAAAAGGUUUCCUCGGAAAGAUUUUGCUGCAUAACCUCCAAAUCGUAACGUAUAAUUCUCACGAAAUUUCCGAACUGCAGCGCAAAAAACCGAAGGAUUCAGGAUUUUCGGUCUGCAUUGGAGCUGGUUUGUAUCCCACGCUGGUGCUGUUCAACCAUUCCUGUGAUCCUGGGAUAACUCGAUACUUUGUGAGUAAUGCGGUUUACAUUCGAACAAUCAAAAACAUUCCAGCCGGAUCGAUGGUGGCGGAGAACUACGGGCAGCUGUAUACCAGAGCCGGGCGUCGAGAGAGACGAAAACUGCUGGCAGAGAAUUACAAGUUCGAUUGCUGCUGUCAAGCUUGUGAGGAAGAUUGGCCAUCUCUGCACGAAAUGAAUCCUAUGAUAAGAAGGUUUAAAUGCGGCGCAAAUGAAGGCUGUAGCAAUGAACUGUUAUUUAAGCUAAAUUCUACAGAAAAUGAAAUGGAAUGUAACAAAUGUGGGGGAUUGACUGAAGUCAAUGCCAGUUUUGAAACAUUGAAGCAAGUGGAUUUCCUAAACCGGUACAAUGACGCAGCUCGCAUGUACUCCCAAGGAGAUUUUGAACGGGCACUUUCUAAGUACGCUGCCCUGAUUAACUCGCUGGAUGAGAUAUUGGUGCCGCCUUAUAUGGAAUAUCAUCUCUGCCAGCAAGGAAUUCGAAGGUGCUCACUGGAAUUGGGGAGUAAAUUUACUGAUCCGAAGUACACUUAAUAAAAUUGCUUCAAACUCCAGUCUAAGUUUUUGCCUA
Molecule: messenger RNA, 1791 nt
Organism: Aedes aegypti (yellow fever mosquito)
Lineage: Eukaryota; Metazoa; Arthropoda; Insecta; Diptera; Culicidae
Product: SET and MYND domain-containing protein 4
Exons: 6
Coding region: 83-733 (216 amino acids)
Molecular function (GO): protein binding
Source: RefSeq, a predicted model, not a curated record